UUUAUGAUGCAACAAGUAUCUACAAUUUUUAAAUGAGGAAUUCGAUUAUUUUUAUUUGAUAAAUGGUCAAUGGUGAAUUGUAAUUUGAAAGAAAUGUCGCGACUAUGAAAAUACGUUUGUGAUAAAAACUCCUUAAAUAAAUUUUACUGACGCACGUGUGAACAAUAUGGAUUCAUUUGAUAGUUUUUCUGCAGAGAAAUCCGAGCAAGGCAUGCUUAGAACUUCCAGUGAUCCUCUUAGCUCAAACCAGCUCCAAAAUGAUAUCUCGUUUAAGAUAGAAAAUGAUGGUUAUCCGUCUGAUCAAGAAAAUGAAGAGCCUUACGAAAUUCAAGAUGAAACUGAUGAUCAGCGUACGAAAAAUGAGGACAUGUGCGUCGCAUGUGGGUAUAUCUCAGCGAACGAAUUUUUCGUUUUCCCGUUUAAUGUUGAUAUUCGACAGCAGUGGGCCAAGUUUUGUGAUAUAAAUGUAGAUAAAAUAAAACUACAUUUUCGACUUUGUGAUGGACAUUUUAAACCCGAAGACUACGAAAUCUCGAUGCAACGUAAAGUAUUGAAACCGACAAGUGUUCCAACGUUAAGACCAAAAGUGAAACACAACUUCACGCCUUCGAUUACUCAGAGCUUUCAAUUCGGUGCAGAUGUAAUUAGUUUUUCAAUGCCAAAGUCGAAUAUAAACACAUCGCGAAAUACCACGUGCAGCUCGGACUUCGAAAAAAACACUACCACCGCAGAUGCUCCUAAUAAACGAUUGAGCGAGAAUUUUAAAGAUAUUACGAAUAAUCAGGACACCAUUCCUCCUAAAGCAGCGAAAUCGACAUCGAAGAAAAACUUGAAACAUGAAAAGUGCCAACUAUCAGAGAAACAUCUUCGAACCGAAAUUUUCAGAUUGAAAAUACGAUGUUCUCGUCUCGAAGAUACUGUUGCCAACUUUGAAAAUAAAAUCAAGCAACAGGUGGAAGAGUGCUUCGUUACACGAACAAAUACUGCCGGAAAUGUUGCGAAAGAUAUUCAAAACUCGACUUCAUCGAUUAACGCUUCCUCAGAAAAUUCGAGGAACGAUCAUUGUAAUAAGGAGGCACGAACUGAUCAACGUUCUGUAAAAGAAGUGCUCGUAGGAUCUGCUGAACAGGUUACCGAAGAUGGUUACAUUACGGAUUCGAGUAUGCCUUCCGUAGAAAUGUCGAUCGACGGUCCUCAGAAAGUAGAAGUAAAACAAGAAAUAUUUACCGAAGAAGUUAUGCUCGAUGAACCUACCGAACAGGUUGCCGAAGAUAAUCACUCUGUAAGUUCGACCAUUCCUCCCCGAGAAAUAUCUACAGACCGUCUUCUAAAUGCGAAGGCAAUCCUUAAACCAUUUUCCAUAAGAGUAACGAACGCAGAAACUUCCAUAAAUGUAACUUCGAAUAGCAGUCCUGGCAGUACAGAGGAUCCACUUGCGCAAGAUUUCGAAAAAGUAUCACCAGCGGAACAUUCUUACGAAGAUAUUCAAUCUCCAAAUUCUACCAUUCCUUCCUCCGAAAAGUCGUUUGAGAGUCGUAAUAACGCAGAGGCGCGAGCAGGAUGCUCAAAAAAUCAAGAAAACUCCGGUCGCCGUCCGAUGCCUCGAUCUGCAAAACAGAAAAAACCUCUCCCAAGCGAAAAAAAAUCAACAACGCGAAACUCCGGCAAUGUUUCAAACAAGGCGGAGGUACAGAUGCAGGAUUCAUCGCCUUACUGCUGCGAUAUUUGUGGUACAAAGUUUUCCUGUAAACGUGAUUGGACAAGCCAUCAGCAGCGAGAACAUUCGAAGCCGUUUCACUGCCAAGUCUGCGACAAACAGUUUGCUUAUAAAAGAAGUUUAAUUGCACAUGGAUCGACUCAUAAUGAAAAGAAACGCUACAAAUGUCGCAUUUGUGAUGUACGAUUUAAGCAAAAUCUCAGUAAAUUGGAGCACGAACGUGUGCAUGUGGAAGGAGCUUCUUUCAAGUGCCCUGUUUGCGGAAAAAUGUUUUCAUAUAAACAAUCUCUCAUUAGACACCUGGAACUACAUUCUGAUGUGAAACCGUUUUCUUGUCAAACAUGUAGCAUAAGUUUUACUCGAAAAGAUCAUUUUACUAAUCACCAACAGACGCAUAGUCAAGAGAAACGCUACAAAUGCCGCAUUUGUGACGCACCAUUCAAGCACUAUCACGGUAGAUGGCGCCACGAACGCAGGCAUGUGGAAGGAGCUUGUUUUGAGUGCGCUGGUUGCGGAAAAAAGUUUUCCUAUAAAGAUUCUCGCAUUAGACACCUGAGACUAGUACAUUCCGGUGUGAGACCGUUUUCUUAGUUUUGCUCUAAAAGGCGAUCUUACUGAUGACCAACAGACGCAUAGUAAAGAGAACCCCUUCAAAUUCCGCAUAUGCAAGUAACAAUUCAGUCAGCAAGGGAGUAAGACAAAGCAGGAACGUUCCCAUGCGAAGGGCCCUCGUUUUGAGUGUGCUCAUUGUGGCCACAAAUUCCGCCAUAAGAGCACCCUACUUGAACACAUAUCAUUUAAAUGUGCAUAAAUAGCAAUACUUGAGUACCUACCUUUCUCAAUGUGUAAAGAUUCUAAUUGUUUUUCUCCUUUUUUUUUUUCAUUUUUUUUUUCAAUUUGAUACAAACUUGAUUUGAUACUUGACCAAUUUCGUAAAUUCAUUUUAUUCUUAGAGAUUGCCGCGUACCUGAGUACAUAUUAAAUGUCUAAUUAACAUCCACUUUGUGCUUCUACUUAUAUGGGGAAAAAUACACUAUGGUAUUUCA
Molecule: messenger RNA, 2763 nt
Organism: Planococcus citri (citrus mealybug)
Lineage: Eukaryota; Metazoa; Arthropoda; Insecta; Hemiptera; Pseudococcidae
Product: zinc finger protein 34-like
Exons: 10
Coding region: 167-2308 (713 amino acids)
Biological process (GO): regulation of transcription by RNA polymerase II
Cellular component (GO): nucleus
Molecular function (GO): DNA-binding transcription activator activity, RNA polymerase II-specific; RNA polymerase II cis-regulatory region sequence-specific DNA binding
Source: RefSeq, a predicted model, not a curated record